Molecule: messenger RNA, 234 nt
Organism: Prunus armeniaca (apricot)
Lineage: Eukaryota; Viridiplantae; Streptophyta; Magnoliopsida; Rosales; Rosaceae
Source: the annotation of a GenBank genome assembly
AUGAAUUUGAAGGUAGAGCAGAUGAUCAAGAAGGUGAUUGUGUUCACCAAUCUACAACCACCUGAUACAACCACCACCUGGGAGUUUCAGUCCGGAGCGAGUUUGAGGCAAUACAAAGCAAGUUCAAGGACAAAGGGUAAGGGGAUGAUGUUGUGCCACACAUUUUGUAUUGGCACGUUUCUAAUGAUGAGGAUUCCCGGAUUUGUACACAACAUUCAGGGUUCACGCUGUUGA